Raphanus sativus (radish) is the source of this 1960-nucleotide messenger RNA. Its product is annotated as protein GRAVITROPIC IN THE LIGHT 1-like. NCBI's taxonomy places the organism in Eukaryota, Viridiplantae, Streptophyta, Magnoliopsida, Brassicales, Brassicaceae. The record is from RefSeq and is a predicted model, not a curated record. Gene Ontology annotation, biological process: response to red or far red light; negative gravitropism. The transcript has 2 exons. Bases 281 to 1618 code for a protein of 445 amino acids.
UUCCUUUAAUUACAAAAACACAUUUUCUUUUAUAUAUUAACCACAUUGUCCCCACAAAACUUUGGAUGAAUCUACCCCACAUCAUAUUCUACGCACAUACCUCUCUCUAUCUCUCUUUCUGUACAUAUAUAAAUGUAUAUGCUAUGCAUACACACCUCUCUAUUCUGUGAACAAAAAAGUUCAGUGUUAGGCAUUAGUGUAACCUACUUCUUCAUCUUUUUCAGGUAAAUAAAGAAGUCUUACAAAGUGAAGCUCCAUGGUCCUAGUUCCCUAGAUCCAAAUGGAGACUGCGAAACCAUUGGAUGUUGCUUCAAGAAAAGGAAAACUCAGACGGGCACUUGUGAAAGUUAUCAACAACAAAAAGCUAACCGGUGUUCCUCCAGAAGUUGAGAGAGUCAAGAAGAGACAAGAAAAGGUGAAGUUAGAUGAUCAAGACGCUACAAAUCUUUCAGAGUCCUUUGAGAAGCUGGAGGAAGAGUAUGAGAAAACACUUUCCAUGGAAGCUCUUCUUGCAAAGCUUUUUGCUACAGUUUCUUCCAUAAAAUCGAGUUAUGCACAGUUGCAGUACGCUCAGUCUCCGUAUGAUCCAGCUGGGAUUCAGAGAGCAGACAGGUUGGUCGUUUCAGAGCUGAAGACAUUGUCUGAACUAAAACAGAGUUUCUUGAGUAAUCAGUUUGAUACUAACCCUCAUAGAACUCUUGUUCUUGCCGAAGUUCAAGAACUGAGAAGCCUCUCGAAGACUUAUGAGAUCAUGGGGAAGAAGAUGGAGUGUCAGUCAAAGCUUAAAGACUCUGAGAUCAUGUUUCUUAAAGAGAAGUUACAAGAAUCCAAGAAUCAUAACAAGUUGAUAGAGAAGAGACUAAGUCAUCAACUUCAUCUAUCAGCACUGAGUCAAACUCAUUUCGCUACUUAUCUGCACCACACAGUUAAAUCAAUCCGAGGAUUCGUCAAACUGAUGAUCGAGCAAAUGAAGUUCUCUGGUUGGGACGUCCACGCGGCGGCUGAAACGAUACAGCCUCGAGUAUUGUAUCACAAGCAAGACGACACGUGUUUCGCUUUCGAGCAUUUCGUUUGCAGGAUCAUGUUCGAAGGGUUUUAUCUACCUUGCUUCACAAGCGAACCAUCAUCACCAUCAUCUCGCAAGACGAGUAAAGAGACAUUCUUCGAGAGGUUCACGGAGAUUAGAUCGAUGAAAGCGAAAGAGUGUUUAGCGUCACGACCCAAAUCAAGAUUCUCUACGUUUUGCAGAGCUAAGUAUUUGCAGCUCGUACAUCCGAAGAUGGAGGAGGCUUUCUUCGGACACUUGCAUGUAAGAAACCAAGUCUCUGUCGGGGAGGGGGAGUUUCCUGAGACGAGUUUCUGCGUCGCGUUUCUUGAAAUGGCGAGACGGGUUUGGCUCUUGCAUUGCCUUGCCUUCUCCUUGGACGUUAAACCUUCGAUAUUUCAAGUGUCUAAGGGUUGCAGAUUCUCGGAAGUGUAUAUGAAGAGCGUGGCGGAAGAAAGCUUGUCGGAAUCUGAGCCGAGAGUUGCGUUUACUUUGUUUCCUGGGUUUAGAAUUGGGAACGCUUUGGUACAAUGCGAGGUUUAUCUCUUGCGCUCAAGUCAACGCCGUACGUAACCGGACGGUGGAAAGAUCACGGAGAUGUCGGAACAGAGGGUAUUACGGUAAUUUGCGUGGUGGGGGUUAUUUUUAGCGUACGAAAAUGAAACGAGAAGAAAUUUCCUGACCGUUGGAUUAUGAAGAUAUGCAUAUGUGACCGUUGAGAUUAUGCGUAUGUUUUUUCUUUUCUUCCUCUCUUUGUCAAUAUUUAGGACAGUGAGACAGGAAGCAUCUCUGAGCUGGUUUCCUUCGUUGAAAUCAAAUUAUUAGCCCAUCGGCACUAUCUUCUAUCCUAUAUUCCUAUGUAUGUAUAUAAUUCCGUAAUAAUUUAUAUUAUUUUUAUGUUUCAUAUUUUCAAUC